GGUGGAGCAGCUAUUGGUCAAUCAAUAUUGAUGGAUUUUACGGAUGCAGAUUUAUAUAACUUCCCUACAUGUGCGUGUGACGUGAUCAUUAAUGGUGGAAAUACUCUGUCUUUUAGCCAGAUAUACGCCCCAGGCUACAUUCAGUGUGGAACUUCUAUUACUAUAAAAGAUAACACUGGAGACAUACGUUAUAUUGUGAACUGUUCAGGACAGACAAUGGUAAACAACUUAAAAAAAGGUGAUACUAUCGAAGUCAUACUAAAGCGUCAUUUCAAUGAUGCUGACGCCAAAUACUGCUAUCGAUUGGAUAUCUCUGGAACCAAAUCCCCUUCCAUCCAGGUUAGUUGUCAGAAGCAUACAACAUCCACAACAACUACCACAACCACCGUGACCACGACAGAGAACAAACUAACAACUGGGUCGUUAGAAUAUAACACUUCCGAUAAUACCACGGCAUACAGGCAUAAUCAAGAUAUGUUAAACGAGAAUUGUCAACAACAGACAACAGUGGUUGUCUUGGCGUCUUUAUUUGGAGUGUGUUUGAUAUACAGUGUUGCCAUAACCAUAUAUAUCAUAAGAAGGGGAAAACCAAAACCCGUUGUAGACGAAUGUAUUGACAGACAUCGUGAUGGUGACGACAUAUAUGAAGAAAUUCGACCAUCAUAUAUAGCACCACAUAAUAUUCCUAUUUAUAAUCCUUCAACUCGUCCGUUACCAAACCCAAACACAAGUCAGACAAAAUUAAGGAAAACGCCACUUCCGUCACAUAUGAAUAAUACUUAUGAUCGAGCGGAAGAAAAAAUUGGACAAACUAUUUACGUUAAUCAGAGAUUUUAGUACCAUAUUAACGAAUGGUCAGUUGUUUGCUGAGCACUUAAUCGAAAUUACAACAUUCAGAUGAUAUAAUGUCCCAGUUUUAUACGUUACGUGUAUUGUAUUCUUUUUAUUGUAAAUUUCCAGUUAAGCUACGAUAAAAAGAAAGGGGAUUUUAAUUUCUGUAUUGGUCGAAAUGAUAAGGUCACUUGUUUGGUCCCUGGAAAUAAAAAAUCUAAAAGUACUAUUAAUCUGUUAGAGAACAUAAUUCAGAAAUUUACAAGCCAUUAGUCUGUCAGAUUUUGAAUUGUUCUUACGUGUUUUCUUCUUUUUGUUUUAUUUUCUUUCAUUUCAUGCAAAAUUGAAAAUCUUUAAGGAAAUAACUGUAAUAUUUUUUUUCUGUCUAGGAAGAAAUAACUUCAAAAAUGUGGUGCACACCGAAUAACAUGCGUAGCGGGUUAUUUAAUAGUGUGCACCACAUUUUUAAGAUAAUUUCGAAUAGACAAAAACAAUAUUACAGUGAGUCCUUAUAAUUCGAAGUUCCAUUUUUAAAGUAUCUGGGGUGUCUUCCUCCAUCUUGGAUUUUGAAAUAGCAGAUAACAAUAGGUCUAGAUUUUUAAUGAAAUGUGCAAAUUUCGAGAGUAGUAUGUAAUUCAUGUGUGAGACUUUUCAUGUUAAUAUAGAAAAUUAUGUGUUUUAUCAUAUUUACGACCGUAUUUUACAAAAAACAGAUUAUUACUUUUUUUAAUCAAUUUUUUUUUCAACUUUGCCACAUAAUGGGAGAUAACAUAGAUAAGUAACUUUUACAAUAGAAUGUGUUAUGAAUUUACAUUUUCAUUAAAAUUGGAACAUGUA
Molecule: messenger RNA, 1668 nt
Organism: Mytilus californianus (California mussel)
Lineage: Eukaryota; Metazoa; Mollusca; Bivalvia; Mytilida; Mytilidae
Exons: 4
Coding region: 31-837 (268 amino acids)
Source: RefSeq, a predicted model, not a curated record